Messenger RNA from Panonychus citri (citrus red mite), 1797 nucleotides. Its product is annotated as leukocyte receptor cluster member 8 homolog. The coding region runs from base 274 to 1401 and encodes 375 amino acids. The record is from RefSeq and is a predicted model, not a curated record. The transcript is spliced from 4 exons. NCBI's taxonomy places the organism in Eukaryota, Metazoa, Arthropoda, Arachnida, Trombidiformes, Tetranychidae. Gene Ontology annotation, cellular component: nucleus.
UCAAAUUUUGUUUCUUUUUUAAUUUGUCUCGUUUAUUUUGCUAAUUAAUUUGAUCAAUUGUUCAAUUAAUUUGCUCUUUUUCUUCUUUAUUCUACAAUUAAUUUAAUCUCAUCUAAUUGGUGCUUGUGUGUGUGCGUGUAUUUGUGUGUCCAUUUAUAUAAAAUAUUAUAAUCGAUUUUUGGAUCAUUUUGUUUUUCUGUUUUUUUUUUGUUGUUUAUCGCAUUUCCUAUUUGAUUUGUUUCGUUUGUCCUUAGAGUUAUAUAAAUAAUCACAAUGGAUGAUUAUGAGUGUAUACCAAUGGAUAUAUCUGAUGAUGAAGUUGAACGUCCUUCCAUUAAAUCAGUUCUCUCAUUUGUUGUAAGAAAAAAGAAUAAGAGAGAAUUUAAAAAUAAGAAUAAGAAAAAUAAUUAUUCUAAUGGUAAUUCUAAUUCUAAUAAUCAACAUAAACCAAACUCAUCAAUUACCACACAUAUGCCGCAAACUGAUCCUGAAUUAAUUGCUAGACGAAAGUCAAGGUUUAAUAAUAAUAAUUGUAAUAAUUUAUCCCGAGGUGGUGGUGGUGCUGGUCAACAGAGAAAUUAUUAUUCCACUGGACAAAGAAAUAAUCUUUGGGAAAUAGAGCAACCUAUUGAUUUGGAAUUAGCAACACCGAUUAUUGGUACUUGCCAGGAUUUGGAGAAACAAUACUUAAGAUUAACAUCUACCGCUGAUCCAUCAACUGUUCGCCCUCAGCACAUACUUGAGAAAUCUUUGGAUAUGGUUGUACGUCACUGGAUUGAGAAGAAAGAUUAUCAUUAUACUUGUGAUCAGCUAAAAUCUAUUCGUCAAGAUUUAACUGUCCAAGUUAUCCGUAAUCACUUUACAGUCCAUGUCUACGAAACUCAUGCCAAAAUCGCGUUGGAAAAGGGUGAUCCAGAAGAAUUCAAUCAAUGUCAGAGUCAAUUGCAAAUUUUAUACGAUGAGUUGAAUAGUGUUAAUAGAGCAGAAUUUACUGCUUACCUGAUUCUUUACUACAUCUACUCAGGGAAUGUAUCAGGUCUGCAGAUAGCUAUGAGAAGGUUAGAUUCUUAUAGUAGGUCUAGUAAAAUAGUUCAGCACGCAAUAAGUGUCCGACAGGCUUGGUCUCUCAGAGACUAUCACAAUUUUUUCAAAUUAUAUCGAGUUGCUCCUGCUAUGUCUGGUAAAUUGAUGGGUUGGUUUGUUGAACGCGAAAGAAAACAUGCCUUAAAUAUCAUCGUUAAAGCAUUUCGACCAUCAGUUAGCUUACAAUAUAUAAAGAAUGAACUAGCUUUCGAGGACGCCGAUGAGAUGCUACAGUUCUUAAGCCAAUUUACCAUUGUUUACAUUGAUGAACGUACAAUCGACUGCAAGAACAGCCUAAUUAUCCCGAAUACUCAAUGAAUUUGAUUCAUUGAUUGCAUUCACCCAUUCACACACACAUACACAGUUCCAAACACUCACAGACACACAAACACACACACACAAUGAUCCAGAAAGAAAAUGAAAUUGCAAGAUUUUUAUGCAAAAAGAAAAACAAUUUGAUUUUUUUAAUUAAAGUUUUGAUGAUGAUGAAGAGGAGAAGGCGAGGAGGCGAGGAGAGGAAAACACAAAAAAAAAGUUAAUUGCGAUGUUUAAAUCAAAUCGAGACGCAAGACUCUGAUAUUUUGAUCUUAACACAAUUUAGAAGAGAAAUUAAAUCAAAAGAAGAAACGAAAAAAUUAAUUGCAGAGGAAAGUGUUAUAUAUAUGUAAUAAUAAUUAAUCAAUUAAUUAUUAGCAUAAAAAUAUUGUGAAUGUA